Messenger RNA from Haplochromis burtoni (Burton's mouthbrooder), 8584 nucleotides. It is a transcript of the gene bmp6, whose product is annotated as bone morphogenetic protein 6. Gene Ontology annotation, biological process: SMAD protein signal transduction. Gene Ontology annotation, cellular component: extracellular region. The transcript is spliced from 7 exons. The coding region runs from base 4416 to 5702 and encodes 428 amino acids. The record is from RefSeq and is a predicted model, not a curated record. NCBI's taxonomy places the organism in Eukaryota, Metazoa, Chordata, Actinopteri, Cichliformes, Cichlidae. Gene Ontology annotation, molecular function: cytokine activity; growth factor activity.
AAUCAUAUAGGCCUAGAGACCAGUCAGUGAGCCUCUGAGAACCACUCAUCGCUGGGAAAAAACAUGUUAGCUGAAGCGCAGAGGGACAACUUUUGCUUUGAAGGCAAAUGUUCUGUGUUUCAAGUGUGUAUUGCACUUUUUCUACCACUUGGCGAGAUCAUAGCUAGCUUACUUGGCUAUUUGCAGACAAGUUUGCGUCUUCUACGCACUCUACGGGCGACUACAGGAAUUUACUAGUGACCAAAGCAAUCAUAAGGAGUUUUUUUUUGUCACAGCAUCUUUUUUGUGACCAAUUGCAUCUAGAAACCUCCAGAAACCACUGAACGACCACAUUUUUGUGGGGAAUAGACAUUUUCAAUGUCUCACAUUCAAUGUUUUUUCUCUGUAUGUAUUAUUGUAGGGUCUACCUUAAAAUAUAAAGUGCCUUGAGGGGACUGUUGUUGUGAUUUGGCGCUAUAUAAAUAACAUUGAAUUGAACUGAAUGUGGCAGACGACUUUUGAGGAAUUAGGAAGAUGUCUUUUAGCAUUGAGAUCAUCUUUACUGUUUGUGCCACUGCUGGAGAGUCAUAUGACCACAAAACGACUCCAACUCAAAAGACUAACAAGACGUCGAAAGAAGCAAACCUGCAGGAGCUCGCAGUUGCUCCUUCGACUGAAGAAACACUUGAUAACUGGGUUAAGGUGUCUGCUUGCAUGCGUGUGGGUGCGUGUGUGAUUUAGCAACUGUAGCAAUACAAUUACUGCAGAAAAUUUAGCGCUUAUUAUCAGGUCUGUGCCAGGUUAAGCAUUCCUGUGGCUUUGGCGCAUACUUCCCCUUAAUUUAGCAUGUUGGAGAUUCUUGAGAAAAAAACAACUUGGUUCUCUCUGCAUGAAAGUUUGUUUGAACUCCUCAGUGACCUCUUAAAUAAAAAUGUCUCAUGGGAAGAUUUAAAGGAGUAUAGAUGUGUAUGUGCGUGUGUGCGAGAGUAAAAUGGAGACAGACAGACAAAGACCUCAUUAGGUCUAGGAGGUGUCCUGUCUAGACAGUGUGAUGACAGGACACAGAACUUCUGUUUAAUGUUUCCUCCUCCCUCUGCUUCCAAUUCACCCAGCAUGCACACAUAUCACCUGCGCUGCCUCGGGGAAUGCGCACACACACCCUCACACACACACAACAUGUCAAGGGAUAUCUUUUCAUAUUAUUUUAAAGUAAAUGUGUGCAUGUGCGGCUUGUUAUGCUGGUUGCUAUGAAAGCUCUGCGAAAGACAAGAAGAGCUAUGAAUUGUUUUUGGGGAGCAGGGUAGUGUUUGUUUAUUGAGACACAUGCCUAAAAUUAAUGGUCCAUAAAGACUUUAAAUCAUGGACUUCAUGGUGUUGCCAUCGGCUGAUUCAUAAAUGAACCCUUUCCUUUCAUGCUUUUAUCCUGACUCGUUCCCUGUUUCUCUGUUUAGCACUCAAGCCAAAAAAGCAUCUUUUAAAAAAAAAAAACUGGAAGGGAAAAAAGUCCCCAUUCACAAAAUCGUUCCCAGUGAAAGGGUUACUUUUAUGUGUCUGUGUGCUCAAACUUGGCUUAACCCACAGCCUGUGUUAUAAAUCAGGACUUAGCUCCAGCUCAAAUAAAUGGGAUCUUGGAUUCCAAGAAAAACUGAAAAAAGCUGAUAAAUGACGUCCGCGGGACAGCUGGUUCUCCGUCAGCGCAGCAUCUUUAGCCCUGCUUCUGUUAUUUCAGAGAUGGAUCAGUUUGCGUUUCAAAACACAUAAUUUUAUGUGUGACAAGUCUUUCUGGAUUAUUUUCAUGUUGAUUAGGCGGGAUAAAUGUUUUCAACUAUUUCCAAUCAGGAGAACUGUGUAGAGUGAAUAUAGCGAAUAGACAAUGACAUUUGAAAAACACGCCCUUCCCCAAUGUUAGGUUUUCUUUCAGCUGUAUGGGAUUGAUGGUGUGGUAUUUAGUCUGGAAGCUCCCCAGCAGUAGAUGUGUGAGUGUAUGUGUCUGUUUGUGUGGUGGUAUGUGUAGCUUUGAUGCUGGAUCUCACUCUUCACGUACAGAUUAGAUAAGCUCUGGCAGCAGCAGUAGCAGAGACUCAGAACGAUAUGGACACCUUUGGACCUUAUCACCCGGUCCAUCACAGACUGAAGGGACCAGGAAGACAUAACACAGGUUAGGUGGAAUGGAGAGAGGGCAGCAAAAGACAGAAGAGGAAUUUUAGAGAAUUCCUUUUCCGUUUCUGGAGCACGUUUAGCCGAGUUCUGUUAGGCCGGUUCUGAAAUACCACAGCAACAUAUUAUUUAGUACACUAAAAUAGCAUGUGAGAUUUUUUAUUUUUUAGUACAUCCAAAUGCAUGAGGUCCAUGCUAUUUUCAAUGGAAUAUUAGAGACUAUAAAAGCACUAAAUACUACAGCAGCACAUUGCAGUGAAUUUGUGACACAUAUAGGAGACAUAGGUGGCUAAGGUAUAAUGUUAAGCACUAUAUUUUAUAGGGUUUAAAUGUAUGACUUUAAUUCGCAAAGUAUUAAAAUUGCUUUAUCGAGUCAUCUGAAGUGAGGAAGUGAAAUAAUGUGCUAGAAAAGAAGCAUACCUACUAUUAUUUACAAAAAACUUAAAUAAUAGAGAACAGGUGAGUGUAUUUGUGUAUGGUAUGGCACUUAAAAAUACUUUUAGGUAAUUAGUGACCAAUAUCGUUCAAAUCACAACAAAUACUCUGUCUUUGAACACUUUUGAUUUGAAUUUUGACUUGAAUUUCAGGGGAAUUAAAUCGCAAAGGUUCACCUCUAAGAACAAACUCUUAGCUGUGACCGUGGGCAGCUGUUGUUUCAUCAUCAUUUCAUUCACAAAAGAGCCUACAGAGCUGAGUGAGAGAUAUCAUUAAGUUACUGUCCUAUGAGGAGCAGGGAGCUGACCAUGCAUGUGAAGUAAAUACAGAACUGGAGCAUGUUUGAAUGCCUGUGAAUGUGAGAUAAAAAGCCCUUUGAAAGAAAGAGCAUAGAUUGGGAAUGGAUGGGUGAAUGAGGUAAGUGAGCGAGGAGAAGAGUGCUCAGAGUAGAAAUAAGAACCAGUCCAUUUAGAUCCAGCUGCGGGGAAGUGUGUGGGUUUGCACAGCCAGUGUUAAAUAUUCAGAUGUUCGUUAAAUCUGUGUUUAUUCAUGCAAAUAUUUCUGAACCCUUUAACUCUGGACUCUGUGCUGUUUAAAAAUCCCGUGUCUGCCACGCAGAUACUUCUAUUUUCCUGUAAACCCACUCGAAGCUGAGACUGGGAACUAAAUAUUUACUUUAUUGUUUUAGUUUGAAAUGAAUGUACGACCGCAGACUGUACAAAGAAGCAAAAGAAAAAAAGUUAAUUCUUACUUCAGGACUUUGUUUUCCAAGGGUCAUCUCGGCCAAAUUACCCAUUGCGCAAUUUGUUCGCGUUAUUUCCAGCGGCGGUAACAGGAAGGUGCGGGCUCUUCUCGCUUGUAGCUGCUGUGAGCGCUUUACUUGCUGUUUCAGACUCCAUCGUCAGGGGUCGUGCCUCAACAGGACAACGUGUAAAUGUGUGACCCCUGCUUUAGCACAUUUACUGAUUCAAGCUCCCGCAUCGCAACUCUUCAAACCUCGUUAAAAACAGAUCAUUUUAGAGUAUGGUGUGCUCCGAUCAGAAGUGUGAGAUCGACCCCAGCAGUCUUAUUUAUUAGUUACACGUAGAAGUAUGACGCAGAAGCAGAGUUUCCCUCAAGUCCUGACACGGAAAGUGUAAAAUAACGAGCGCAUCUCGUGCUUCACAAACCUGACAGCUUUAUUAAAACAAACAGGCUGUAAAUAAAAUCUGGAAAUACGAUGUUAGGUCGUGUUUGCAGCCUAAAAAGAGCUCCACCUCUGGCUGAGAGCGCACAGAGUGGGCGGUUAAAGCACCGAACACGUCCGUGCGCACGCAUAUUAUGGACUGCAACCUGCUGAUUCCUGUUAGACUCUGACACUCCGCCUGUGGGAGUAGGUGACUGUCGCUGAGAGCGCUUCGAACAGUUUAAGGACCCAGUGCGCAGCUUUGGAAAAGCCAUAAAUCCAGGCGAGUAGAUAUAUCCGCUGUAAGUAACAUGGCUUCUGUCAGAGGAGUUGUUCUUCUUCUGGUAAAUGUGACAUCAGACGGUGUCUGUUGACCGACUUACUGGAGCGCUCAGAAUUAAGUUUCACAUGGUGCACUUUAUCCUGAAGGAGCCAAGCGCGCUACGGCGAUCAGAAAUGAAAGCUGGGCCGAUACUAUUAUGCGCAUUUUGCUUUGGCGAGUCUUUUAAAUGGCUUGAUACACGAUUCUUUCUUUGCUUUUGAUCUUUGGUUGCCACAGAUCACAACGCGCUCGGACGGACUUUGGUUACCAUUACGCGCAUUUUUACUUUCGGAUAGGCGACUGAAGCUCCAAGCCAGCCACUCUUGGGACUCCGGAGAGCCACUGCGGGACAACACCAUGACCAUCCGCUGGCUUGCCUUGGUCGGAUUGUGGUGGAGCGCUUAUUACUGCAUGUUCACAGUCGCGGGGAGUAAUUAUUCACUGGAUGGGAAUAACGAGGUUCAAGCAGGUUUCACCCACCGGCGGCUGAGGACGCAUGAGAAGAGGGAGAUGCAGAAGGAGAUCCUGUCCAUCCUGGGGCUGCCCCACAGACCGAGACCACAUUUGUCAAACGGAAAGUACAACUCCGCUCCGCUUUUCAUGCUGGACUUAUACAACACUAUAUCCAGCGAGGAGAAGAGGCAAGUGGAAAGCAGGUUGGAGCGAUAUCAGGCCAUGCGGACGACCCAGAGCCCUCCCCUGGCCACAUAUCAAGAAACUGCCUUUCUAAAUGAUGCGGACAUGGUGAUGAGCUUCGUUAAUUUAGUGGAGUACGACAGGGAGCUCUCACCGCACAGGCGUCACCACAAGGAGUUCAAGUUCAACCUCUCGCAGAUCCCAGAGGGCGAGGCCAUCACCGCCGCCGAGUUUCGCCUCUACAAGGAGUGCGUGAGUCGUGCUUUCCGCAACGACACCUUCCUGCUGAAAGUCUACCAGGUGGUCAAGGAGCACCCUGACAGAGAGGCAGAUCUGUUCCUGCUGGAGUCUCGCAGGCUGUGGGCAGCUGAGGAGGGCUGGCUGGAGUUUGACAUCACUGCCACUAGUAACCUGUGGGUGAUGAGUCCCGCACACAACCUGGGUCUGCAGAUCAGUGUGGAGACCAGCAGCGGACAGAGCGUCAGCUCCAAGGAGGCGGGGCUCGUAGGACGCGACGGUGCACUGGAUAAGCAGCCUUUCAUGGUGGCCUUCUUUAAAGUCAGUGAAGUGCACAUCCGCACCGUCCGCUCCGCUAGUGGGAGACGGCGCCAGCCGCACCGCAAUCGAUCCGCACAACCGCCAGAGGGAUCUAGAGGGCCGGGCCCAGCAGACUACAACAGCAGCGAUCAGAAGACAGCAUGCAGAAGACACGAGCUGUACGUCAGCUUCAGAGAGCUGGGCUGGCAGGACUGGAUUAUUGCUCCUGACGGCUACGCAGCCAACUACUGUGAUGGAGAAUGCUCCUUCCCCCUUAAUGCCCACAUGAAUGCCACCAACCACGCCAUUGUGCAGACGCUGGUGCACCUGAUGAACCCCGAGAACGUACCCAAGCCGUGCUGCGCCCCCACGAAGCUGCACGCCAUUUCAGUGCUCUAUUUCGACGACAACUCCAACGUCAUACUGAAGAAAUACAAGAACAUGGUGGUGCGGGCCUGCGGCUGCCACUGACAGUCAGAUGAAGACUGGUAGUGCUUCAGUCAAAGUUGGGUGUACGUUGACCUCAGGUAGACACCGGAUUCCCGCCCAAAUCUUCAACAUGCAAAGGAACGUCCAGCCUGAAAGAUCAUUCCCAUGUUCCAUUUCCAUAAUUGUUAAACCUGCUAACAUAUCAAGUAGCAAGUUUUCCCCACCACAUGUGGAUCAUCCAUAGGCAACUUCACCUUGUUCCAGUCUUGAGCCACCAAGUUGUCUACCACCCUUCCUGUUAGCUGUGGACGGGGGUCUUCUCUUCAUGGGUCUGCAACUGAGUGAAUGACUGUGUGUGUAUGUGUGGGGGGAGGCAUUUAAGCAUUUAAGUUUGUAUAUUAUGUGUUUACUGAAGUGUGUGUAUGAAUGCCUGAGAGGCUACUGCACCUUCUCCCUCCCUGAGAGGGUGAAACUGAACUGUCGUGGGACCAGUCAGAGUGCUGCUUUCUUUCCCGUCUUCUCUCCCAACAUAGAAAAAAAGAGCAAGGUGCAUCAGUUCUCGCAGGAGGCUCAGAUAAUGAACAGCUUCCCUACAGCACAUGACACUGCAGGGCUAACACCCCCGUCAUAUUUCCAAGUGGUGUGAAUCAGCCCGACUUUCUUUUUUCUGUGCAAAAUGUUGUUAACCAAAACCAUCUAAUACAAACUGAAUGAUACUUUGGAGUCAGCACACUCAUAUUUCCUUCCUCCCCUCUGCUGUUUUUUUUCUCGAGCCAUAUUUGCCUUCCCAAAAAUAUAAUAUGGACUGAACCAAAGUCACCGCAGGCUAUUUUAGCAGUGGACCGCUCCAAAUAUCCCCCCCGACACCACCACCUCCUCUCCUCCAUGUCAAUAUUUGCCAGGCUGGGGCUGAGCUGCGAUUCACCAGGCUGGUUCAACAUGAUGCAUGUUGUGGCUAAACUGAUGUUUUUCUCCAAAGAACCGAAGAAUACAGCCUUAUCCCUCGGACAUACCACAAAUGGCCAUUUCCAUGUCGCUGCUCUCACAAAGUUAACAAACGCUUCCACUCCUGACAGCCCAUCAUGAAAUAGUAGAAAAAAAAACAUCCCGCAGAACAGUUUGUGUCAGCGUUCUGAAAUUAGCCGGUUGCUUUUUCAACCCCGAGGGUGAAACUGUGUUUGGAUAUGGACAGGUGACAAAUUAAUGGAAAAACCUGUAUGCUCAAACCCUGCACAGUGGGGGCAUCUCGUACUAUUCUUUUAAAGCAUUCAUUGGCGGGAUCAGUUUGUUCUGUGUUAAAUCUUGAAGGGAAUGGUCGCUUCUAGGAUAACAGCUUUGCCCUUUUCAUAGAGCCUGUGGCCCUCAAGUCACCAGAUCUCAACCCAGUUUGGUAGAUUUUCGACCAAUCAAUCACCUCUUUAAGUUUUAGAGAGCUGAAGAAUUAAAAAUAAACGUGCAUUCGAGCAGUUUUGCUGAAAAGCAGUGCCUGGUUUUUCCUUUAAUUUGUCACCUGUCACGUGGCAACGUCUUCCCAACGGAGUAUGUAACUGUGAGCUUUAAAUGACAUGAGUACUUUUAGAGCAUAUUUUAAUGAAAAACUAAUACCAGUAAGAAUCAGAAUACCUUACGUGCCUAACCAAUCAUACAUUACAAAAUAUACCUCUGGUAAGCUGCUGUUUACAUUUGUGAUCAUGUUUAGUUUUUUUUGUAAAUACUUGUACAUUCUCAGCUUAUUUAUUGCACCUUUUAUUAAAAAGAAAAAAAUCACAUACGUUAUUAACAGAGAUGCAAGAGCAAAAUGAAAAUGCAAAGUUAUUUUUGAGAAAAAUUUAUUACCAAAUCUCAUGUUACAUUUUGCCAUUAUUCACUCUUUUGUACAAAAUCUGUGGGUUGUGCACAAACUAUAACCCAUGAAAAGGAAAAAAACAACAAAAAAAACAUGACUUUGUCACUGGAGUUGCUUAGACCAUGUGCUAUCCAUAAAAACUUUUACUGAGAAAAAACUGCUGUGUCUCAGACUGUUUGAGUACCUGGGUUUAACAAUAAAUGGUGCCUUGCAUUCACACAACACAUGCUUUCCACGUAACCUGGGUCAAAGAGCAUUUGCCUAACAGGUGGGUGCAGUUUACACGGCGGUUAAUUGCAGAAAGAUGCACUGAAACACUGCAAGUGCUUUUUCACUAAGGCUUCACCUUCGAAUCCCCCCGAAAAUUAUUUGUGUUGAAUUUUAAUGCUGCCAGUUCCUGCCCACUUCAAUGAUUAACUGUAAUCAGAACCUCAUCGUCUAUUUUACUCAGGCCGAUGGCUCUGGUGUCCAAAGGUCUAAAUCAUCCCGAUACAAUGUUUUCAACUUAGGCUGUCGCUUCAGUAAGAAUAGAUGGAAAUCACGGUGAGAACGUGGAUACGAUGGGAGUUGAGCUCACCCUGAGCAGCAGUUCGACCUUUCAGUGCAGACGAUGAGCGACCCUUCUGUGUCCAAAUCCUUCUAACAUAGGAAGGAUAAACCUGGCCUGAAGAAUACAAACAUUCACGUUUUUACAUCGACACCUAAUAAUGUUAGGGGAGACUUCACGUCAACGAUGGCUUGUCCAAACAGAAGCAAUAACACAAAAGAUCAGUAACAGAGCGAUGGGGCAGCAUGGUCCAGGCCUAACACUCUCAAUGCUAGAAGUAGAAAGGGAUGGUCGAUCACUGAGACUAAAACAAUCAGUCAGGAUCUGGUAAUCUUGAUUAACAGGAAAAAAAAAAAAAAAGUUGUCAGAUUCAGUAAAAUCACAGACUUCGCCAUCAGUCUGUGUGGUUUCUUCCCUGAGAGUUAAGUCAGACAGGCCAUCACUGGCAUGACUAUGAAGCACCCUCAACUUAACACUCUGCUUCACAUUGGAGAGUCACAAACUUUUACAGCCUCGUGAGUGACAGUAAUA